CGCUAACUUAAUUAAUUUUAGUAGGCAAUUGUAACUCUCGUUUUUUUUAAUUAGCUCAUGCAAUCAUUAUAAUUCUUGACGAUAUCUUGGGAAAACAAUGGACAGGAAGGGUACGAACACUUCUUAUAUAAAUACAACUCUUUCAGAUUCAGAUUUCCAUUAGUGCGUCUUUUUAAAUCAUAGUGACUCGUUCGUACAAUUAUUUUUUUUAAAUCAUGGCUGCUUUAAAGAUAACUUUGGCAGUUAGUUUUACUUUAGCGGUAUGUAUUAGACUUUCUAUUGCAUAUCCAUCGGCAUACAGCUACCAUGAUUUUCACCAAGUUGAAGAUGAGUCUGACGACCAUCAUGGACCACCAUCUCCAUAUCAUUUCGGAUAUGCCGUAAAAGACACUCACACAAACGAUAUAAAAACACACCAAGAAACCAGUGAUGGACACGGAACUGUCACUGGAUCAUACAGUUUGGUCGAGCCCGACGGUUCCACUCGAUUAGUUGAAUACACUGCAGAUCAUAUUCACGGUUUUCAAGCCAAGGUCAAGAAAAUCCCCCCAGUUUACCAUCACGAAGAAUCUACCUAUCAAGAACCAAUAAUUCACUCAUAUCCAACAACUUACCAUCAGAGUUAUUAUCAAUAAUUAACAUUUUUUCUCUAAUGACUUGUGCUUUGUGAUUUAUUCUUGUUUUUUAUUUUUAUUACAAAAUUCAUUUUUUUGUUAUUUGUUGAUUUUUAAAUAAACUAAGUCUUUAUAAUAAAACUUAUUUACUUCAUA
This is a messenger RNA of Daktulosphaira vitifoliae (grape phylloxera), 770 nucleotides long. Its product is annotated as larval cuticle protein A2B-like. Gene Ontology annotation, cellular component: extracellular matrix. The transcript has 2 exons. Lineage: Eukaryota; Metazoa; Arthropoda; Insecta; Hemiptera; Phylloxeridae. The record is from RefSeq and is a predicted model, not a curated record. Bases 216 to 635 code for a protein of 139 amino acids.